AUGCCUCCAAUCAUGUUGGGCGGCAAAAAUGGAUCGCGAUUGAGUCCAAUCUUGAUCUUUUGUUUGUUUUGCUUUGGUUUUUUAUUCUUCGUUCGUCCUCAUUUGAACGGAAUAGUAAACGGAGCAAGAGAUCAUUCAAGACAAUGGGUCUCAACCAAUCAAUCGAUCGCCAAACCAUCAUCCGCUUCUCAACCACCCCUUUCAUUCGAUUGGGCUUCCGAUGUUAGCGUUGUGUAUACUUGGGUAAACGGUUCAGUUCCUGAACAAGCUCGUUUACGCAAACAAUACGGCGGUCCAAGUAUCAGUGGAAGAUUUCGUGAUAACGAAGAUUUACGAUUUUCCAUGCGAACUUGGAUCAAUAACGCUCCUUGGCAUACGGGUAAAAUAUACAUCGUUUCGCCAACUCCACCUGAUUGGCUUGAUUUGACACAUCCAAGAGUUGAAUGGGUGGAUCAAAAUACCAUCAUUCCAACCAAAUAUCAACCAGCCUUCACUUCUAACAUUAUCGAACAAUACCUUUAUCGCAUUCCAGGCUUGACCGAACGAUUCAUUCACUUAAACGAUGAUUAUAUGAUCGAUCGUAAGAUAUCACCGUCGGAUUUAUUCACAGCUGAAGGAGGAGCACGAUUCUUCUACAGCCGAACAAACGUGAACGAUGAUCCAAGACCAAGGACAGGUAUCUGGUUCCGAAGCUUGUUGAACACGGUUGAUGCCAUCGAAAGGGCAUAUGGAACGGAUAAAGGUCAAACACGAUUCUUGAAACAUGCUCCGUAUGUUUACUACAAAUCAGCAAUGGAAGGCGUUCAUCGACGUUUCAAAGAUGUCUUGGAGGUAACCAAUCAUCAUAAAUUUAGACAUGAACAGGAUGUUCUAUUGCCUUAUUUGCAUCAUGCCUACGUCAUCAAUGAAGGAUCAAGAUGCUGUUCUCUAAAAUACGAUGUCGUCAAUUGGAAAAAGACUGCAAAAGAUUCCACUUUGUUGAUCUGGACAGAGGAUGUAGAGAAUAAUGUGUAUAGCAUCGAAAACAUCGGAAAGCCAUUAUUCCUUACCAUCAACGAUUCUAUGGGACGUGGAAAUCCGGUUGCAGCCGAAUUACAGAUCAGGCAAUUCUAUCAAUCUCGGUAUGGACACCUUCGAUCACCAUACGAGAAGGAGCAUUUACGGAUCUAA
Messenger RNA from Meira miltonrushii, 1170 nucleotides. RefSeq lists its product as uncharacterized. The coding region runs from base 1 to 1170 and encodes 389 amino acids. The transcript is spliced from 2 exons. Gene Ontology annotation, cellular component: Golgi apparatus. Gene Ontology annotation, molecular function: transferase activity, transferring phosphorus-containing groups. The record is from RefSeq and is a predicted model, not a curated record. Lineage: Eukaryota; Fungi; Basidiomycota; Exobasidiomycetes; Exobasidiales; Brachybasidiaceae.